UCACAACGAGCAGAAACACAAUAGAGAGAGUGUUUAGAGAGCUUCGGUUUUCGCACAAAAUCGCGAGUAUUGAGAGGAGCUGUUUUAUCCUGGAGACGACCGGUUGAUAGUCUGCCGUGCGCAUCGAAGGCAGUGCCGCGAACGUCUUAAAGAGAGCGACCUAGUCCGCGACUCAGCUCCAGAUUCGGUAACCUCGUUCUUUUUGUUGUUCCGUUCCUAACAAUUUUAAGACGUUUGGCUGCUGCUAUGUCGACUGAACAGAACAACAUGGCCGGAUCUGGUGCUGUCGAUAUCAAUCGACCCUUUCGCUUCGUUGGGGUCAACUUCCGUCCCUGGAGGCAAAAGAUGGAGUUCUACCUGACGACCAAAAAGCUGGCCCACUGCCUCACCAGCAUGCCCGUCGAGCUGCCGGAAGAAGCGACCGAUGAGGAGAGGGCUGCUUCUGCCAGGGAAAGGGAGCAUGACUUCCUGUGCAAGAACUACAUCCUCAAUGGCCUAGCAGACGAUCUCUACGACUACUAUGCGGACAGUAAGAACACCGCGAUGAUGAUCUGGGAUGCGCUCCAAAAGAAGUACGACACGGAGGAGGCUGGAGCUAAGAAGUAUGCUGUCAGCCGCUACCUGCGCUACCAGAUGGUGGAUGACAAAUCCGUCGAAGUUCAGUCCCACGAACUUCAGAAAAUAGCUCAUGAGAUCGUCUCUGAAGGUAUGCCUCUGGACGAUCAAUUUCAAGUUGCUUGCAUUAUUGAUAAGCUGCCCCCUAAGUGGAAAGAUUUUAAGAAUAUGCUUAGGCACAAAACCAAAGAAUUUUCACUGGAAAGCUUGAUUACUCGCCUAAGGAUUGAGGAAGAGUCCCGCAAGCAGGAUAUGAAAGAAGAGGUGAUGGUCGUCACUGCUAAACGACCCACCCCUAGAGCUCUUAAACCUAACCAGAAAGGGUUUAAGAGUAAGAACCAGCAUGUCCGCCCCCACCAGAAUGGUGCCUCUCGAGGUAACCAAAGGGUCAUGGCCCAAACCUCUAAGAAUGACCCACCGUUUAUCUGCUAUAACUGUGGAAAACCGGGUCAUAUGGCAAAGAAGUGCCGGAACAAGCAAAACCCUACCGCUGCGGCCAGGGUUAACUUGACAGAAGAGGAUUUGAUAGCCAUGAUCACAGAAAUGAUCGCUGAAGUUAACCUCACCGGUUGAUAUGAUUUCAUUUGGAUCGGUUUACAAGAUUGGAUUG
Linum trigynum is the source of this 1225-nucleotide messenger RNA. The record is from the annotation of a GenBank genome assembly. NCBI's taxonomy places the organism in Eukaryota, Viridiplantae, Streptophyta, Magnoliopsida, Malpighiales, Linaceae.